Molecule: messenger RNA, 1080 nt
Organism: Penicillium canariense
Lineage: Eukaryota; Fungi; Ascomycota; Eurotiomycetes; Eurotiales; Aspergillaceae
Exons: 1
Coding region: 1-1080 (359 amino acids)
Source: RefSeq, a predicted model, not a curated record
AUGUCUGUGAACAACCCGUCCCAUGCCCUCUCUCCUUCCUCACAAUCCUCCCUUCACGAUCUCCCAGCUCGCCUUGGGGCAUCUUCGCGACCGAGUGACCAGUUCGCCCGCGGGCCCGAUGACCACAGUACAGCGGAGGCUCAGCACGCCGCCUCUCCAGUCGCCUCUCCGACCUACGAUGGGGCUGCGGGCGAUCCUGGGCACCCAUCCGGUGAACUGCAUGACGAUGGAACAGAACAGCGCCCAUUUCACCGGCCAUUCCAGCCCUUCUUCACACUGAUCGAAGAUGCCCAUACUUCAGACCAUCACCAUCCAACCGUACACUACAUUUUCUCCGAUGAUGACACCGAUAUUGUGACGGAAGCUGCUGUACGCAGCUUGGAGGCUCAACAGGAUGCGUCGUCAGGUACAAAAAAUGAGGGGCGUACCGCCCGACGACGGUCCGACCUCGCCGAGCAUCAUGGCGAGGAGAAACCCGCGCUCCUCCCGCCUCCGAUUCCGGGGGUACGCGAGAACUAUAUCGUCCUCGACGUCGAACCGGUUCCUGCAACUACCGAAGCGAACACAGCGGCCGACUCUUCCAUAAACAAGACAGGCGGAGCUGGCGCAAGUGGUACCAAAUCCAUGUCUACGUCACCAGCGAUUCCAUCAGCACUAGCCGCACAACAACCAUCGCCAGGGCCGAGCGUACCACCAACCCAAUUCCGUGUAACAUCGGCAAAGAGUUUCUCGCCAACGUGGCAGGUACUAAGCAGCGAGAUGGUGCCAGCGCCGACGUUCGAGAAGCAUGAUGCUAGCGAUGCUCCAGGACAUGGGUUGAUGCUGAAAAUUCAUGGGACGGGCGGGAUCCCCGCUGAGACAGGGAAGGAUAAAGGGGAGCGGGCUGCCCUCGGGCUGGAAGAUAUGAUGGAUCAGUUUGCGAGGAGAAUGCGCGAGUUGCAGAUGGUGAUUGAUACUGCGAAUGUGGCUCUUAAUGAGGAUGGGGAGCAGGACGAAGAAGGCAAGGAAUUGCUCGUGGAGAAGACUACGACUGAGGAUACUCCGAACGAAGAAGUUGCGGCGGAGGAAGUACGUGAAUGA